Molecule: messenger RNA, 1235 nt
Organism: Juglans regia (Persian walnut)
Lineage: Eukaryota; Viridiplantae; Streptophyta; Magnoliopsida; Fagales; Juglandaceae
Product: UDP-rhamnose/UDP-galactose transporter 3-like
Exons: 5
Coding region: 69-1112 (347 amino acids)
Cellular component (GO): Golgi apparatus
Molecular function (GO): antiporter activity; UDP-galactose transmembrane transporter activity
Source: RefSeq, a predicted model, not a curated record
UACCGUUCUGUACGUUGUCCGUCGGCUAGAACUUUGGCAUCUUUAUGCGAUUUGCCAAGUUUACGUAAAUGGAGAAGGAGAGGAAAUCAUCGACUGUAGCAGUGUCGGAUGUUGGAGCAUGGGCUAUGAACAUUAUAAGCUCUGUAGGCAUUAUCAUGGCCAACAAGCAGCUUCUUUCCUCUUCUGGUUUUGCUUUCACCUUCGCAACAACUUUAACUGGCUUCCACUUUUCUGUGACUGCAUUGGUUGGUUGGUUGUCUACUGCUGCCGGUUAUUCUGCUGCAUCAAAGCACAUCCCGAUGUGGGAGCUUCUUUGGUUUUCAAUUGUUGCCAACACUUCAAUCGCUGGAAUGAACUUCAGCCUCAUGCUGAACUCUGUUGGAUUUUACCAGAUUUCAAAAUUAAGUAUGAUUCCUGUUGUUUGUGUGAUGGAAUGGAUUAUUCAUGGCAAACGUUAUUCAAAGGAAGUCAAGAUGGCUGUUGCAGUUGUUGUUGUUGGGGUGGGCAUCUGUACAGUAACAGAUGUGAAAGUUAAUGCCAAAGGUUUUCUCUGUUCCUGUGUUGGAGUUAUAUGUUCAUCCUUGCAACAAAUUUCGAUUGGUUCCUUACAGAAGAAGUACUCAGUAGGCUCUUUUGAAUUGCUAAGCAAGACAGCUCCAUUACAAGCUCUCUCCCUUCUUGUUGUUGGUCCAGUAAUCGAUUAUUACCUUACAGGAAAACUUCUAUCAAACUACAAGCUGUCUUCUGGUGCAAUUUUUUUCAUACUACUCUCUUGCUCUCUGGCUGUAUUCUGCAAUAUGAGUCAGUAUCUCUGUAUUGGACGCUUCUCUGCUGUCUCCUUCAAUGUUUUAGGUCACAUGAAAACAGUAUGUGUCCUGACAUUGGGGUGGAUACUCUUUGAUUCAGAGUUGACACCGAAAAACAUCCUCGGCAUGCUGCUUGCCAUUAUCGGCAUGGUUGUGUAUAGUUGGGCAGUGGAGGUUGAGAAGCAAGCUGGUACCAAGAUCAUUGCCAUGAAACACAGUAUAUCAGAAGAGGAUUCACACCUUUUGAAGGGGGAAAAUGGAGAGGGUCUAGAGAAGGAUGUAGAACUUGGCAAGUCUUUAGAAUAGGCCAACCUUUUCAUAAAGCCAAAAAGUACAAUUUCUUUAGACAUAUAUGAUCAAGAACAUGUGUGAGCAUGAUCUGCAAACUUGUCCAUUGAAGAUGUUAGUCAUCUGUUCUCUGUUUUUUCC